GAGACUCUAUUCUGUUGGGAUGUGCGUAUGUCCUGCACUCCAAACUGUGGGGAGGAAGCAGAAUUGUGGUGGCUUAAGAGUGAUGUCCUAGAACAGCUGGAGCAGAGUGGCUAAGGCUGGGUGUGCCCGGCCGAGGAACGGAGGGAUUGGGUCUGAAGAAAGAGCUUGGCUCCGUUUCGAGUAACGAGAGGCUUCCCAGAACUGGGGCCUGGGCGGAGAGUUGUGAGCUAGGGCCAGCUUGGAGGGGGCUGCUUAAAGAGAGAGGAGGUCCUUCCUUGUGAGAGAUCUUCCCGAAGAGUUUGGAUAACCACCUGUUGGGGAUUGUUGCUCAGCCCACUCCUUUCCUUAAGGAGCUUUGAGCAGGUGAAAUGGCUGAGGAUUGCUAUACAGAGCUGGAACAGGCAAUCCAAGUCCUGGUGGUCAACUUUUACAAAUACGUACCCAAGCACAGCCUGGUUCGGAACAAGAUCAGCAAGAGCAGUUUCCGAAAAAUGCUGCAGAAAGAACUCAACCACAUGUUGACAGACACGGGAAACAGGAAGGCAGCUGACAAGCUCAUCCAGAACCUGGACGCCAAUCAUGACGGCCGCAUCAGCUUUGAUGAGUACUGGACCUUGAUAGGAGGGAUCACCAGCCCAAUUGCCAACCUCAUACGCCAGCAGGAACAGCAGACCUCUGGCUAGCAUUCCCUUUUUUCUCCUCUCCCCUCCUCACCACACCAGGGCAUUUUGGCCUUGGACUUCAAUAAUUUAGGCUCCAGUCUUCUUCCAGGUCCCAUUCUUUCCCACCUUUUCCUUUUUCCCAUCGACUUCUCAUUUCUAAUGAACUGGGGGUGGUUGAGAUAUCCAGGGGACCCCCGUGGGGAGUCUCAGAGUCCCUUCCCCUUUUGCCACUUUGUCCAUCUCCUCCUCUCCUUUCCCUACUGUGUUUUCAGCUGAAAUAGUCUCUGGGUCUCCUCCUCUGGAGUUGCUCUGAGUUGGAGCCUUUGAAUACUUGAGGCAUCUUUGAUGUGAGCAGCAUCAAGUUAUUCCUAAACUCUGUCUCCAGUGAAGUGGGGACAAAGGAACAUCUGGUGGCGGGGGACUCGCUGCCCCUUGGUCCAUUAAAAACCCCAGCAGAGGCGUCAGCCUCCCUUCACCUAACAUUCUGCAAUAAAAGCUGGAUUUGGAGUCUAAACCCCCUUCACUAUUGUAUCCCUGUGUCACUCAUUAAAUUUCCCCAUUUCCUUUUGA
Molecule: messenger RNA, 1232 nt
Organism: Sarcophilus harrisii (Tasmanian devil)
Lineage: Eukaryota; Metazoa; Chordata; Mammalia; Dasyuromorphia; Dasyuridae
Gene: S100A16
Product: S100 calcium binding protein A16
Exons: 3
Coding region: 369-683 (104 amino acids)
Cellular component (GO): perinuclear region of cytoplasm; nucleus
Molecular function (GO): calcium ion binding
Source: RefSeq, a predicted model, not a curated record